Babesia microti strain RI is the source of this 153-nucleotide messenger RNA. RefSeq lists its product as hypothetical. The transcript has 3 exons. Bases 1 to 153 code for a protein of 50 amino acids. Lineage: Eukaryota; Apicomplexa; Aconoidasida; Piroplasmida; Babesiidae. The record is from RefSeq and is a predicted model, not a curated record.
AUGGUGCUGUCAAUGUCUUCUAGGGAUAGGUUUAACGCUUUAUUAGAGCAAUGGAUUUUGCCAGAAUAUCGCAUGCCAUUACUUUGUGUCUAUUCUAUAAAUGCAUUUUUGUUCGUUGCAAAAAUAGUUUUGGGUAACAUCAUUGGAGGUUAG